AUGUCUCGAAUCAAGUUUGAUCCACGAGUACUGGCAGAUAUAGCAUUCCUGAUAGGAGCCAGUGCCUCGAUAUAUUAUCUGUUCAGCCAUUUGAUGAGCCAGAUAGGAGAUGGUCCUCAUAGUGCAGAAGCUAAAAAGAAGGCAAAUGCGUCAUUACAACGACUCCAGGCAAGACACCCAGGACUAGAACUAGAGCUCGAUGAUUAUGAGCAGAUAAUAGUGGCUUCGGUGGUCACUCCAGCAGAGAUAAAAGUCCAGUUUAAGGAUGUGGGUGGUCUCGAGGACAUCAUAGACGAACUCCGUGAGAGUGUUUUGUAUCCAUUGACGGUGUAA
Molecule: messenger RNA, 333 nt
Organism: Sugiyamaella lignohabitans
Lineage: Eukaryota; Fungi; Ascomycota; Dipodascomycetes; Dipodascales; Trichomonascaceae
Gene: MSP1
Product: Msp1p
Exons: 1
Coding region: 1-333 (110 amino acids)
Source: RefSeq, a predicted model, not a curated record